GUACCGUACAGGUCACAAGUAAGUAAACGAGUCUGCAUGCAAAUCACUCGUACCAGCGAGCGGAUGCGUGGGCCGGCAAACAAACCGGUACUAGACAAGCGACAAGUUCUUUAAAUGGGCAGAUACUAAGUGGCUAGGGAGUAUGUACGAAAGCGGCGUGGCGGGCGCACGGACAAUCAAUGAUUUGACGCGGGCAAGCAACGGGCGGAUGCGCAUGACAUGUUCACAGAUGGCCGGGGGAUGUUGUGCGCGUGUGCGGGCAAGUAGGUCGAUGGUGAGGGUACAGAGGCGUGUGACGCAGGUGUGUAGAACACCGCCGCAACGCGUCACAGAGGUGAGAGGGGUGCCCGCCACCAAAGGGUGUGGAUGUGUCGAGGGUGAGACAGUGUGCGUUCUUGUCCUGUCUAACUCCCCCCUUAGCCUCCUUUGGCAUCUUCCCUGCGCAAUUUGCACGGCCUGCCUCGCGCUCGUGGCGCGAACGUGGCCGGGCUUGGCCAUAUUCGCGGGAUGUGACGACACAAGUGGGCUGGCCGUAGUGCGCUGCGCGGGCGGGGAUCCUUUACUCGCGGGUCGCAUCGCUGGUAGCCCAUCUGGAUUCUGGAUGAGUCUUCACGUUGGGCGCGCCGGCGAUCUUCAAUGUUUGACGCGUCAGCAGGGGCCGGGGAGCUGUGAGAUGCACGGGAACAGGGUUGGAACAGGGCGAUAUCUUGCGGUCAACUCGAAGGCUGCAAGGCCGCGCGGCUUGGCGCGUGUCUGGCAGUGGCCAUCCGGGCGCGGAGAAUGUCGAGAUCAACGCGAGAAUCGAGCGCGCUCGACAUGCUCGGAGCCUCGGGCACGGGCUUCCGGGCGGCCUCGACUGGGGCGGACUGGGGCGCACACGCGACAUAAGGUGAUACGGAAAAGGAGGCCCAGGGCGAGUGGUGCCGGUGGAUGCGCGACGGCAGGCAAGAGACGAUGUGCAAUGGGGAGGGGACAGUGGAAUGCCAGUCGCUGAG
Rhodofomes roseus is the source of this 995-nucleotide messenger RNA. RefSeq lists its product as uncharacterized. Bases 143 to 994 code for a protein of 283 amino acids. The record is from RefSeq and is a predicted model, not a curated record. The transcript is spliced from 2 exons. NCBI's taxonomy places the organism in Eukaryota, Fungi, Basidiomycota, Agaricomycetes, Polyporales, Fomitopsidaceae.